Molecule: messenger RNA, 1664 nt
Organism: Ziziphus jujuba (common jujube)
Lineage: Eukaryota; Viridiplantae; Streptophyta; Magnoliopsida; Rosales; Rhamnaceae
Product: AP-3 complex subunit mu
Exons: 9
Coding region: 217-1464 (415 amino acids)
Biological process (GO): endocytosis; intracellular protein transport
Cellular component (GO): clathrin adaptor complex; cytoplasmic vesicle
Source: RefSeq, a predicted model, not a curated record
AAAAAAAAUUACAGAAAUAUUAGUUAGGCUGGAUUGAAAAAAAGCAUAUUACCACUUUUUUUUUUUUCCUUUUCAUUUUUAAAUGGAAGAAUUACCACAUCGUUAGUUUUAAAGAGUUGCCGCAAGCAUCUUCUAAAGAGUCUCUUCAAAAACUAAGAAGACCCAAAUCAUCUGCUCUUGGCAGCUUUGAGAUAGAGCGACUACGGAGAUAAAGCAAUGUUGCAGUGCAUAUUUCUGCUAUCAGAUUCUGGGGAGGUGAUGCUUGAGAAGCAGUUUACUGGGCACCGCGUAGAUCGCUCCAUUUGUGCUUGGUUUUGGGAGCACGCCGUUUCUCAUGGCGAUUCCUCAAAGUUACAACCAGUAAUUGCUUCACCAACACAUUAUCUUUUCCAAAUUUUUCGAGAGGGGAUCACAUUUUUAGCAUGUACUCAAGUUGAAAUGCCACCUUUGAUGGCUAUUGAGUUCCUUUGCAGGGUGGCUGAUGUCCUCUCUGAUUACCUUGGAGAACUGAAUGAAGACUUGAUAAAAGAUAACUUUAUCAUUGUGUAUGAGCUUCUGGAUGAGAUGAUAGACAAUGGCUUCCCUCUCACCACAGAACCUACUAUCCUGAGAGAGAUGAUUGCUCCACCGAAUAUUGUUAGCAAGGUGUUGAGUGUUGUGACAGGCACCAGUUCCAACGUCAGCGACACACUUCCAGUCGCAACAGGAUCUUGUGUUCCUUGGAGAACAACAGAUCUAAAAUAUUCAAGCAAUGAAGUUUAUGUUGAACUUGUUGAAGAGAUGGAUGCAACUAUAAACAGGGAUGGGGUCCUGGUGAAGUGUGAGAUAUAUGGUGAAGUUCAAAUAAACUCUCAUAUCACAGGUCUUCCUGAUUUGACUCUCUCAUUUAGCAACCCUUCCAUUCUUGACGAUGUAAGAUUUCAUCCAUGUGUUCGUUUUCGCCCUUGGGAAUCCCAUCAAACUUUGUCGUUUGUGCCUCCUGAUGGACAUUUUAAGCUGAUGAGUUACAGGGUUAGAAAGUUGAAAAACAUUCCAUUAUACGUAAAGCCACAGAUAACCUCAGAUGCUGGGACAUGUCGUAUUAGUCUAUUGGUUGGAAUACGAAAUGAUCCGGGGAGAACAAUUGAUUCAAUAACUUUGCAAUUUCAAUUGCCUCCUUGUAUUUUGUCAGCUGAUCUGUCUUCAAACCAUGGAACGGUGAAUAUCCUUGCUAACAAGACAUGCUUUUGGUCAAUUGGACGGAUUCCAAAAGAUAAAACUCCUUCAAUGUCUGGAACAUUAGUGCUUGAGUCAGGAUUAGAACGCCUUCAUGUGUUUCCCACAUUUCAGGUGGGUUUUAGGAUUGCGAAUAUUGCUCUCUCUGGCCUUCAAAUAGAUAAACUGGAUCUGAAGACUACGCCUGCUCGGUUUCACAAAGGUUUUCGAGCUGUUACACGUGCAGGGGAAUUCGAAGUCAGGUCAUAAUCCAUGAAGAGUACCAGUUUCGGAUGCUCCUUUUAAGGACUUGUUGGUCAUGUAAUAUGAUAGUGAUGACUGAUUGUUUCAUUUGUAAAUUUGUUUUAUAUGGUGGGAUUUUAUGGUUUUAGAAGUAUUUUUGUAUGGAAAUUACAAGAUAAUAAACAAUAUGAAAAGGAAAGAAGCAAAUUCUGUUUUGAAAAUUUCAA